GCAUUUUUCAUGUGUCCCUUCUCGGAAUGCGCCACCGUCCCCGCGCCGGGACAUGGCAGCCGCUCACGGCAGCGCCGCCCACGGCAGCGCCGCUACAUGGCGUCGGAUGGGCUUUGACCAUGACGCCCCGAGCGGACGAUUUCGAGUCGCACGGGAAUGGCAAGGACACUCGAGCGGACUCGGAAGGCCCAACGCUAUCCUUUGCCCUGGCUCAUCCACUGUAAGAAAGCCAACCUGUCCUGCCUCCCCAGCACCAUUGGCUGUUUGAGAAGAUUGAUGAGUUCUUCGAGUGACAGGCUUUGCCUGAAGGACUCAGUGAGCGGUGCGGCAUCGCCUGUGGCGGUGGCGACCAGGUUGAUCCUCCAGAAGUGUCAACGACCACCACGCUGGGCCUUGGCCCUCCAUUACCUGGAUGAAGUGUCAGAGGUCUUGGUGCCGGACGUGGUGUGCUUCAGCGCGGUCAUCGGAAUUUGCUCUAAGGCCACGGUCUGGCCAGCGGGACUUCAAGUGUUGCAGCAGAUGCAGAAGGUGCAAGUAGCUCCCAACCUCAUCACCUACAACUCCCUCGUGGCAGCUAGCAGCCGGGCCACCCAGUGGCACUUGGCCUUUCGUCUGAUCGACGAGAUGAAGCUACAACUCCUACAGCCAGACCAGGUGACCUACAACACCUCCCUGGUGGCGCUGCGUCGUGCCGGCCUCGCACGACAGGCGCUGCGCGUCCGGCCGUGGAGUGACCAGGCACAUGCGGAUGCAUAUACCUACUGUGCUUGGAUAAGUGCCUGCAGUAAGACGACACAGUGGGCCAAAGCGCUGAAUCUGGUGGAGGAUGCCCAAAAGCGAGAACUACAUCUCAACAAAUAUGUCUUGAGCGCUGCCAUUGCUGCCUGUGGGCGUGGCUUGCAGCCGCGCCAAGCCCUUCAGCUUUUGCUCUCGGAUGCGACUGCCAGCGCGACGAACGUGAGCCGCGACACCGUGAGCCGCGACGCGGCCGUGAAGGCCUGUGCCGACGGACUCCUUUGGGCCGAGGCCGUAAGCUUGUUGACGUCCGGGGGUGGUCCGCGCGCAGGUGUCCAGAGCUUCUUGAGCGCUGCCUGGGCAAUUUCGAGCGCUUCCACCUCCGAACACUUAAGCUUCAAGGUGAUGAUGGCUGCACAGGAGAAGGCCAGUCGUCAGCUCUUGCAGAAUCCCUUGUCACCGGGCGCCUGGCACGAUGCCGUGCUGGCGGAGUCUUUGAUCCACCUCCUCCGCAGUGAGACUCCGUCUUUGGUGCGCGUGGCCACGAAGCGGGGCCAGCUGUUGCGGUUGCUGAGAGGCUAUGUGACCUCACCCGUGGUGGCACAGCUGGCUACUGGUCGCGAAGUUCGGGAAGGCGGCCACUUGAGAUCGGACUUGCUGGAAGAGCAAUACACCUUUGGCAGGCUUUGCAAAGAGUUGGCCUUGGAUUUGGGGAUGGCUGAGGACUACCCCGUUUCCAAGCUGCCUUGGACACCACGCCGACGUCCCAGCCGCAACCUGGCUGUUCACAGCCCAGUGGGUGGCGACUUCGUCAUUUUGAGCCAAGCACCCAUGUGUGUCUCCACAAGGGUCAGGUGUGAGGCAACUUGCCCGUUAUGACAGUCACUUCGGUUCACCCCGGGCUUGCUAGGCAGCAAAGAAAAAACACAAUCGGCAACUAAGUGGAACGGGGGAGUAUACGUGCUCUCCCUAUAUUUGGUUUGCUGGGCCUAGAUUAUAUAUAUAAAUAUCAUUUGGCCCUGGAAUGGACGAGCCAGUGAGCGAAUCUGCACAAUUGGAACUCCUCUUCUUUGGCACGUGGGGCUGCUUUUGUUGAGUAUAGUUUGUAAGUAGGGUGUUUAUCGAACACUUAAUGUCACCUGUUCCACCUUGUGUUGAAACUUUAAGUCCAGAAACAGAGGUCUGUCCAAGUGUCACAUGCCUGAAGGACAACUCACAGGAUUAUGUUGGGCGAUGGCAGCCAUACAUGGCCAACCAUCAAAUAAUUUUUUUUGUG
This is a messenger RNA of Durusdinium trenchii, 2011 nucleotides long. The record is from the annotation of a GenBank genome assembly. NCBI's taxonomy places the organism in Eukaryota, Dinophyceae, Suessiales, Symbiodiniaceae.